Molecule: messenger RNA, 2004 nt
Organism: Neoarius graeffei (lesser salmon catfish)
Lineage: Eukaryota; Metazoa; Chordata; Actinopteri; Siluriformes; Ariidae
Gene: cenph
Product: centromere protein H
Exons: 10
Coding region: 111-755 (214 amino acids)
Biological process (GO): mitotic spindle organization; kinetochore assembly; chromosome segregation
Cellular component (GO): nucleus; kinetochore
Molecular function (GO): kinetochore binding
Source: RefSeq, a predicted model, not a curated record
UCAGAGUCACGUGACGAAGGACUUUCGGUGGCGGCAGCUUCGGUAGUGUGUUGUUAGCAGAGCAGUUAGCGAGCCGCGCGCUCAGGCGAUAAACCGGACCGGAAACAACAAUGGAUUCUGAAGAUACUGAUCAUCUCCCAUCAUCCAUUUCACCCAUCCAUUUACUGAGGAUGAAAGAUAUAAUGGCCAACCAGUGCUUUGAUAUGAAUAUUAAGGUCAAUAUGGGCAAAGUGAAGUCUUCUGAAACCCUGAAUGCUGAAGCAGAUCUGUCCAGAUAUGAGAAGGAAAUAGAACAGGCAAGAACAUCAUAUUUCAACAAAACACUGGCUCUAAACAGGAUGCAGAUUUGGAACGUCAUCAUUGAGAAACUGAUACACGAUAAUGCUGGGGCAGCGCCAUUGAAGGCAGUUGUUGAUGAAAAUGCAGACCUCUGUGAAAAGGCAAUGAAGAUUAUAAAGGAAACUCGACAACUUCAGGACCGAAUCACAGAUAUUCAAAAGGAGAGACUUGAGCUGAAAGGUGUCAUUAAGAACAAGAUGCAGGAUAUUAACGAGCUGAAACAGAUGGGGGAGAAUCAGGGCGAGGCACAGAAGCAGGCCGUGGAAAGAGCCGAGGAAAUCCUGCAGAAGUACAAAAAGAUCGCCACUAUUUCCCAGAACGUCCUUCGAGGAAUCAUCCUUGCAAGCAGAGUCAACUGGAUCGAUGAUCCUAAACUGAAAGACAUUGCAAUGGGACUGGAGAGCAUCCCUAACUGAAGAGGACUCCUUUUAUAAACAAUAAUAUGUAAUUGCAUACUGCAUGUCUUAUGUAAUAUAGAGGGACAUUGUAGAAUUAUUUUAAUCCAGCCCUGAUGUAUUUAAAAUGAGUAAAAAAAAAAAUUCUUAUUACACAAGCCAUACCUGCUACACACUGCCUUAGAGGGAUGAUAAACAUUUUUAUAUGCCACGUUUAGCAAGAUACGAGUCCGCCUGUACAGUAACCACUUGGUGUAUCAAUGUAAAUUUGUGCUGACAAGUGAAACCAUCUUUUUACCUUUUCUAUUUAAAAAGACGUAUCUUUAGAAAGAAUAGAGGACGCUGUUAAGUGAAUAUUACAAAACAUGGUAAAAAUUUCCCGUUUAAAACACCAAGCUGGUACAAAAAAAAAAGUGCUAACUUGCAUGUUAAGACAAAUACAUAUUUAUUAAAGUGCAUAUCACGGAUAAAUUCAGGCUCAAGAUCAAUGUAAUUCUCCUAUUUUAUAUUAAACUUUGGUCAAAUAGCUGUAACAUUCUGCCUUCUCUGCAAUUUUUUUUUACCUUGCGCAAUACCAGAAAAAUUCAGUUGAAAAAACUUGGCAUUUGGAUUUCCCAGCAAACAUUGAUUUUCGUGACGUCGCGUGCGGGACACCUCCCUCUGAAUCCUACGUCAGCGCUGGUUUGUUUAUGAGAAAACGACCUGGUGGUUUUCUGCAAAUUUCUUCAACGUUAUCACGUAAUUAUUAAAAAACGGUUAACAGAUGUAUCGUAGGAGGGUGUAGCAACACCAAUCUUGAUGGGAUUAGUACUCAUCGUUUCCCAAAAGACCGGACAAUGAGAGAGAAAUGGGAGCGCUUGGUCUACACAGGCUGUGCACUGAAACCGUGCAAAGCUCGUGCAGCCUGCUGGCGCUUCCGCAGGUGACGUCACGAAUCUGGCUCCAGACUCCCUUGGGAUUUUUCCAGACGCGUUUUGUUUAUUUUUUUCUGCUGUAGACAGAUGGCCUUGUGUAAAAUUACCCUUCUGGAUGAGUGUAUAAAGGGACAUACUUUCAUAUUAAAAAAAAAAAAAGGAAAUUGGUCCAAGAUAUGCACUUCAAGACAUUUCACUCAUCUUUGGUAACUGCUUUGUCCUGGGCAUAAUGUGGGACUACACCUUGGAUAAGAUGAUUCACUUUGGAGCAAUUUAGACCAACCCGGUCUAAAUAUUCAGUCAUAUUUUUUGACUUAACACUUUCUAAUACUAACUAAAAAAAAAUAAAAAAAAAU